This is a messenger RNA of Rotaria sp. Silwood1, 963 nucleotides long. The record is from the annotation of a GenBank genome assembly. NCBI's taxonomy places the organism in Eukaryota, Metazoa, Rotifera, Eurotatoria, Philodinida, Philodinidae.
AUGACUGGUCGUAUUAUAGCUGAUAAUUAUAGAAUUGAAUCAAAAUUAGGUGCUGGAUCAUUUGGACAAGUUUAUUUAUGUGAACAUAUACAUACACAUGAACAAUGGGCAAUGAAAAUUGAAUCACAAAUAAUGAAUAAUAAUCCUCAAUUAUCAAUUGAACAUAAAAUCUAUACUAUACUUCAAGGUGGUAAAGGUUUUCCAAAAAUUGAUUAUUAUGGUAAUGAAGGAACAUAUGAUAUUCUUAUUAUUGAAUUAUUAGGUCCAUCAUUAGAAGAUUUAUUUAAUUAUUGUAAUAGAAAAUUUACAUUAAAAACAGCAUUAAUGCUUGUUGAUCAAAUGAUUACAAGAAUUGAAUAUGUUCAUACAUGUCAUCUUGUUCAUCGUGAUAUUAAACCAGAUAAUUUUUUAAUGGGUGUGAAAUCUAUGGGUAAUACUGUUUAUAUAAUCGACUUUGGUCUUUCAAAACGAUAUAGAGAUCCUAAAUCACUUGUACAUAUACCUUGGAAAAGUAAUAAAAGUCUUACAGGUACAGCUCGAUAUGCAUCAAUAAAUGCUCAUAAAGGUAGUGAACAAUCACGUCGUGAUGAUUUAGAAGCAAUUAGUUAUGUAUUUAUGUAUUUUAUAAUGGGUACAUUACCAUGGCAAGGUUUACAAGCAACAGCAAGAAAAUCAAAAUUUGAACGUAUUGCUGAAAUGAAAAUGAAAAUGACAUCUGAACAAAUAUGUAAAAAUUAUCCAAAAGAAUGUAUUUUAUUUCUUAAUUAUUGUCGUACACUUAUAUUUGAUCAUCGACCUGAUUAUAAUUAUUUAAGAUAUUUAUUUCGUUAUUUACUCUAUCAAAAAGGUGAUCAAUAUGAUUAUGAAUAUGAUUGGAUUAUUCUACAUAGAAAUAAACGAUUAUCAACAUUGCAUAUAAUAAAUCCUAUUGAUGGUGAAAAUUCUCUUCUUUCUGAACAGUAA